AUGGCGUCCAACGAGCCCGGUCUGGCGCCGCUCAGUGCGCUCGCUGAGGAUCCCACAAAGGGCGCCGUCGACGUCCCAGUCGACGCCGAUACCCCCGUCGCACCCGAUCAAUUCGACGAGCGCUACGAAACAACAAAGCGCGAAAUUUGGGCGUACUACUGCUACUAUGUAGGAGACAACGGUCUCACGCUCUUCAACUUUGGCCCUACGGCCUUUCAAAACCUCAUGUACCAGGCUGCCGGCGACUCGGAGAUUCUGUAUUUCAUGGGCCGGGACCGCACAAUCAACUCCAUUGUGCUACUAUCCAACGGCAUCAGCUUUGCCCUUCAGGUUGUCAUCUUCCUGAUUCUGGGUUCAUUCGCCGACUUUGGAACUUGGAGACCCAAUAUUCUCAUUUGUCUCUCCAUCAUCGCGUUUGGCAUUGGAUUUGGCUGGCUAGGCGUUCAUACCGAAGACAAAUGGCAUGCGGGUGUUGCCCUCUACAUUGUCGGCCUCAUUGCCUACCAGACGACCAUCACUUUCUGGACUGCGGCGUUUCCCGGCCUCGCGCGAAACACUAAAGAACUACGCCUCAAAGCGGAGGAGUUUGCCGAAGGCAAGAUUACCCGUGCAGAGUAUGAUUUCGCCGACAUGAUGAAGCGAAAUGAGCUCUCCAACACGGCCUUUUACACGCAAUCCGUCUUUGAGAUACUCAUCCUCGCCGUCAUCGUAGGCAUCAUGUUUGGGCUCCGCGUUAACGACAGCACGCAAAAUAACAACUGGGGCCUCUCCGUUCUGAUAGCAUUUGCCACAGGCGUAUGGAUUCUCUGUGCAAUCCCAUGGUUUAUUCUCGAAAAACGACGACCCGGUCAGGAUCCCGGCCGCACAAACAUCAUCUUCGCAGGCCUCAAACAACUUGGUUAUGCCGCGCAGCAGAUCUGGCAACUCCGCCAGAGUCUCGCAUACCUCGUCGGCUAUUUUCUUCUAGGCGACAGCCUCAACACUACCGUCACUGUUAUCGGCACGUUGCAGAACGAAAUCGUGGCCUACAACAGCCUGGAACUCACCUACUUGCUCAUUGUCGGCAUCGCCGCGCAAGCCAUCCGUAUCGCAGCCUUUUGGCGCAUCCAAAAGGCCUAUGGCCUCUCGACCAAAACAAUGUUCAUGGUCGUCGCCAUGUGUAUCGUCCUGCUCGACGGCUGGGGCAUGAUCGGCAUCUGGACGCACCGCUUCGGCUUCCACAACAAAUGGGAAGUCUGGGUCUACCAGGUCUUCUACGGCCUCGUCGUGUGCCCCUGGUACAGCUACUCGCAAACCAUGAUCUCCGAAGUCACGCCCCGCGGCAAGGAGUUCCUCUUCUUCAGCCUGUUCUCCGUUGUCGGCAAAACGAGCGCCUUUAUCGGACCCCUGGUUAGCAGCGCCAUUAUUGAUGAUACCGGCAACAACAGUAGUCCGUUUUACUUUUUGUUUGCACUGAGCGUGGCGAGCGCCGCGUGGCUCUUUUUGUUUGUCGACGUGGCCAAGAGCAGGGUUGAGCAGGAUCUGUUUUUGGAGAGGGAAAAGAGCGCAUUGAAGCUGCAUGAUGAAGAAGGGUUAGAUACGCUCAUGUAG
Exserohilum turcica Et28A is the source of this 1590-nucleotide messenger RNA. RefSeq lists its product as uncharacterized. Bases 1 to 1590 code for a protein of 529 amino acids. The transcript has 2 exons. Lineage: Eukaryota; Fungi; Ascomycota; Dothideomycetes; Pleosporales; Pleosporaceae. The record is from RefSeq and is a predicted model, not a curated record.